UGGAACCAGCCCGCGAGUGAUCGUGAUCGUGAGGUGUUUGGACAAGCAAUCAGAAUGUGCGACAGUGAUUUCCAUUUCAACGAUCUUCCGUUCGAACUGGUGUGUGACAUCUUCGAUGCUUUGCCGCUGCGUGACAUCAAAACUGCCGCGAUCGUAUGUCGCCGGUGGCACGCAAUCAUCUUCUCGGAGGUAUACAUUCACCGGUUCCGGUUGCAGGUGAACCUCGAUCAGUCAUUGCCUCAGCUAAAGCAGAUGGCGCAGUUGCUCGAGGUGAGCGAUCGUGAGUACUACAGCGUUGUACUACGAGCCAAUCUAGGCAGUCCACUGACAGACGCGCGACUUCGGAUCGUAAAACUGAUGGUUCGACUGCUGGCACAUCGCGCCGAUUCGUUGUACUUCAACAUGGCUGACUUCCGGAUCGAGUCGUGUGUGACGGAGCGAUUGUUGCGUGGCCGCCGGCUCCAGAUUGUGGACACACGCGCCAAGUACCUGCCCCUCAGCAUGGGCCUAAAGGAGUCGAUGUUGGCCGCCAUCUGUGAACAUGCAGUCGAUCUGGCUGAGCUGGUGAUAGCCGAGAUGAACAUAAACAACCCACGGGCACUCGAGCCAUUGUCCUCGCUCAGUCGACUCAAACUGCUGCUCAUCAGUGACUACUACCCGUACGUGAAACCACCCGAACCGCCCAUCAACCUGCCCAAUCUCGAGAACCUGUCGCUGAUCAAGGUGACGGACGAAUCGUGCCAUUACUUCCGCGUCGCCAACCUGAAGCGAUUCUUCAUCCACUCGACCGGUACGGACGCGCCACGCACGAUGGACUUCAUCACGCAGAACAUCACCGGAGUGAGUCGGUUGUGUCUGCACUUCACUGCGCGGUCGAUCCGUGCUGAGGAGAUCUUUGGAUGGUUAGAUCGCUUCCCGAAUCUGCUGGCUCUUGAGCUGGCUGGUGUCGCGCUGCCAGUCGACGUCCUGCAGCACUUCAGUUCGACCAAUCGACUGCAGAAGCUCACGUUCGUGACGUGCCAUCUUGAAUCGAUGCUACUGGAUGGUUUGGAACAAAAGCUGGCCAGAUUGAGGCUGCUCUGUUUCGACGGAUGUUCACUGUUCCACCGACAACAGGCUGGUUUUCGGCCUGUUCACUACGACGACAUCGAGGAGUUGCGCCGAGUUUUGCCCCGUUGCCACGUGAUGUUGGACUACGAUUGACCUUGGUGGUGGGCCAACCAGACCAUCACAUCCCACCCAGCAGAUCAUCCUUCCAGUUUGAGUAGAAUAAAACGCAGUAAAGUGGGAGCACUCGG
Anopheles nili is the source of this 1298-nucleotide messenger RNA. RefSeq lists its product as uncharacterized. The transcript is spliced from 2 exons. NCBI's taxonomy places the organism in Eukaryota, Metazoa, Arthropoda, Insecta, Diptera, Culicidae. The coding region runs from base 55 to 1203 and encodes 382 amino acids. The record is from RefSeq and is a predicted model, not a curated record. Gene Ontology annotation, molecular function: protein binding.